GCUUUAGUUCCAGGUACCGCCACUGGGGGCGGCCGCGGCCUCCCCAGCGGCAACGGCCACGAAGUUGCGCGGCCCUGGUUUCCAGCCGGGCCCCUUUCGCGGCCGGGCCCCAGCAUGGCUGCCCCCACGGGUGAGGGCCUGGCAGCUGCUGCGCCCUCGCUUUCUUGACAUUCCCUGGCUUCUGUGCUCUCUUCCCCAGGCCACCCCAGCAGACAUGUUUGCCAAGGCCUUUCGGGUCAAGUCCAACACGGCCAUCAAGGGGUCGGACAGGAGAAAGCUUCGAGCUGAUGUGACAACUGCUUUCCCCACCCUUGGAACUGAUCAAGUCUCUGAGUUAGUACCUGGAAAGGAGGAGCUCAACAUUGUGAAGUUGUAUGCUCACAAAGGGGAUGCAGUGACUGUGUACGUGAGUGGUGGUAACCCCAUCCUCUUUGAACUGGAGAAAAAUCUGUAUCCAACAGUGUACACGCUGUGGUCCUAUCCUGAUCUUCUGCCAACCUUUACAACAUGGCCUCUGGUGCUCGAGAAAAUGGUAGGGGGAGCAGAUUUGAUGCUGCCUGGACUAGUGAUGCCCCCUGCUGGUCUGCCUCAGGUACAGAAGGGCGACCUCUGUGCCAUUUCUUUGGUGGGGAACAGAGCCCCUGUAGCCAUUGGAGUUGCAGCCAUGUCCACAGCUGAGAUGCUCACAUCAGGCCUGAAGGGAAGGGGCUUCUCUGUGCUCCACACUUACCAGGACCACUUGUGGCGGUCUGGAAACAAGUCCUCUCCACCUUCCAUUGCUCCACUGGCCCUGGAUUCAGCAGAUCUCAGUGAAGAGAAGGGGUCUGUCCAGAUGGACUCCACCCUGCAGAGAGACAUGAGGCACAUGACCCUGGAGGGGGAAGAGGAGAAUGGGGAGGUUCACCAGGCACGUGAAGACAAGUCUCUCUCAGAAGCCCCUGAAGACACCAGCACCAGGGGCCUGAACCAAGACUCCGCAGAUAGCAAAACGCUUCAAGAACAAAUGGAUGAGCUGUUACAGCAAUGCUUCUUAUAUGCCUUGAAGUGCCGAGUCAAAAAGGCUGACCUCCCUUUACUCACCAGCACUUUCCUUGGCAGCCACAUGUUCUCCUGCUGCCCCGAAGGACGACAACUGGACAUAAAGAAGUCAAGCUACAAAAAGCUCUCUAAGUUCCUGCAGCAAAUGCAGCAGGAGCAGAUUAUACAGGUGAAGGAGCUGAGCAAAGGGGUGGAGAGCAUUGUGGCUGUGGACUGGAAACACCCGAGGAUUACAUCUUUCGUCAUACCCGAGCCCUCCCCGACCUCCCAGACUAUCCAGGAGGGUAGCAGGGAACAGCCCUAUCACCCUCCAGAUAUAAAACCCCUCUACUGUGUCCCAGCCAGCAUGACCCUGCUCUUCCAGGAGUCUGGCCACAAGAAGGGGAGCUUUCUGGAGGGCAGUGAGGUCCGAAUGAUCGUCAUUAACUACGCCAAGAAAAAUGACCUGGUUGAUGCAGACAACAAAAAUCUUGUGAAAUUGGAUCCCAUCCUAUGUGACUGCAUCUUAGAGAAAAAUGAACAGCAUACAGUCAUGAAGCUUCCAUGGGACAGUCUUCUGACCAGGUGUUUGGAAAAAUUACAGCCUGCCUAUCAAGUGACCUUUCCCGGACAAGAGCCCAUCGUGAAGAAAGGGAGAAUCUGUCCAAUUGACAUCACCCUAGCACAAAGAGCGUCCAAUAAAAAGGUGACCGUGGUCCGGAACUUGGAGGCCUAUGGUCUGGACCCAUACUCAGUGGCUGCCAUCCUUCAGCAGCGAUGCCAGGCUAGCACCACCGUCACUCCUGCCCCUGGGGCCAAGGACAGCCUUCAGGUGCAGAUCCAGGGAAACCAGGUCCACCACCUCGGCUGGCUAUUGCUUGAAGAGUAUCAGCUCCCUCGAAAACACAUCCAAGGUCUAGAAAAGGCCCCCAAACCUGGCAAGAAGAAGUGACAGACUCUUUUGUCUCACGUGGUGGAUCCGGUGGAAAUCCAAGCUCUGGGCUGGUAAUUUUUAUGAGCAUUUUCAGCUUUUGCAAAUACAAAAUAUAAUUCUUUACAAAAAUAAAUUUUUAUUCUAAUCUAAA
Molecule: messenger RNA, 2102 nt
Organism: Gorilla gorilla gorilla (western lowland gorilla)
Lineage: Eukaryota; Metazoa; Chordata; Mammalia; Primates; Hominidae
Gene: EIF2D
Product: eukaryotic translation initiation factor 2D
Exons: 15
Coding region: 215-1969 (584 amino acids)
Biological process (GO): translational initiation; formation of translation preinitiation complex
Molecular function (GO): translation initiation factor activity; RNA binding
Source: RefSeq, a predicted model, not a curated record